Molecule: messenger RNA, 1726 nt
Organism: Megalops cyprinoides (Indo-Pacific tarpon)
Lineage: Eukaryota; Metazoa; Chordata; Actinopteri; Elopiformes; Megalopidae
Product: transmembrane protein 9B-like
Exons: 5
Coding region: 157-741 (194 amino acids)
Biological process (GO): positive regulation of canonical NF-kappaB signal transduction
Cellular component (GO): lysosomal membrane
Source: RefSeq, a predicted model, not a curated record
CGAGAGUGCAGGAAGUGUUGCUAAAAGUCAGCUGAUCAAAUGAAAAAUACUCCGAGAAAAUGUUCUUUGUAACUAGUUAAUUAUUUUCAUCUGCAAAUAAGUAAACAGGUCACGCAACAUUUCUGGACAACCUUCUCUUAAAGAAAGGUCGAAAAUAUGUUGGACCAAGUCCUCGCCAGAGUUCUUCUUCAGCUGUUUCCACUUAUUUGUUUUCUGUUAACAUUAUCGACACAGACAAUCGACGCCAAGAAUUCUGAAGACAUAAGAUGUAAAUGCAUUUGUCCACCUUACAAAGACGUGGAAGGCCAGAUCUAUAACCAGAACGUUUCUCUGAAGGAUUGUAAUUGCCUACAUGUGGUGGAGCCCAUGCCAGUGGAGGGGAAGGAUGUGGAAGCAUACUGUCUGCGUUGUGAGUGCAAAUAUGAGGAAAGAAGUUCCGGCACCAUAAAAGUGACAAUCAUCAUCUACCUGUCCAUCUUGGGCCUGCUGCUGCUGUACAUGGUGUACCUGACUCUGGUGGAGCCCGCGCUGAAGAGACGGCUCUUCGGACACUCUCAGCUCAUCCAGAGUGAUGAUGAUGUCGGGGACCAGCAGCCAUUCGCCAAUGCCCACACAGUACUGUCCCGCUCGAGGUCGCGGUCCAACAUGCUGAACAAGGUGGAGCACGCACAACAGCGCUGGAAGCGGCAGGUGCAGGAGCAGCGCAAGUCUGUGUUUGACCGGCAUGUGGUGCUCAGCUAAACCCCGCCCCAUCGACACCGGGCAGUGGGACAGAACUGGACAAGAGAUCACUGUGACCAGGACUUCCUUUUCCCUGUCACCCUAGCAGUACCCAACUGCAUCACCCUUCAUAGUUAAGACUCACAUCUGGACCUUUAAUGUUUAUGUGUAGGACAUACAUGUACAAAGAAUAGUGUGUAGGGUCUUUCAGUUUGUCUCAAGGCAGAUUUUCCACAGGAGGUUUUUGGCCUGAAGUCCGUGUUUUUGUUUGCGGUGUCGGGCCAUAAUUCAGUUUUAGCCCUGUACAGGCUCGAAGAAGUGGUAAUUGUACUCUUUAAUUCCUGUUUACGUGCUAUUCCAGUCUUUUUGGUGGAAUUUAGAGUCCAUAACACCUAUCUCACAUGUAUUUGAAAUGAAAUUAAAAUGAAACUGCCAACAUGAAUCUGAAACUCCCUUACUCAUUAUUCUGCUCAAGUGGAAUGUAUUACGAUUUUGGAGUGGAUUUGUUUUUUCAACCCAAAACUAAUGGCUUAGGUCAUUUCAGAAUGCACUAAACACUCCUCUUGCAUUGUCUGAGAGAUGAUUGAACAUCCUUGAUGAAGUGUAUCAUAUGUGUUCUUCAGCAAGCUUGCAUGUACUGCCUUUUUAUGAAGUAAUGUAUACACCUCAGAUCAAGAUGAAAUGUACAGUAUUUAAAGAACGUUUGUCAAUUUGCCAAUGUGAUGUCUGAAGGUGUCUUGAAUUUCUAUGUCUUUCACACCAUAUGACUGGCUUUUAAAGAAUAAAAAACAUUUUUUCCUGGUUUCCCACCUUUGCAGGUACAGUGAUCGAUAAUACAUUGAAUAUACGCAAAACAGACAUUGAUAAUUCAAGUAAUAUUCUGCCUUAUAUCUGAGCAUGUCUUUGACUAUGAAGGAGUGAAGAUUGGAUUCAGAACCAUGAUCUCUAUGGCUGACAAAAAUAAUCACCUUUCCAUCUUUUUUCUAUAAAUCUUAGAUCAUUUAUA